AUGCUCGCUCCUGCCGCUUUCCCCGCUCUUUUCUUCACCGCCUCCGGCUUCAUACUGCUCCUCCUCGUCACCCUCUCUGUCCCAUACACCAAGACCAUCUACCUCUUGUCCAUCACCGGUCCCGGCGCAUCAGGCAACGUCCGCCUUGGCGUCUUUGGCGCCUGCUACGAGGGUGGGAAUGCCGAAUUCCUCGGUUACUCAUAUUCCGGCUUCUCCCGCUGCACACCCGCUACGGUAGGCUACGACCUCGACGCCCGGUUCUUCGGGACAGGCAGCAACGCAAACGGCGCUCAGGUAGUCGCCAAGACUUUGGCGGGCGCGUUGGUCCUCAACCCAAUCGCGGCCGGAUUUGCGGGCAUCAGCUUCAUCUUUGCCCUGCUCGCUUGGCUGGCUUCCAGCCGCGUGGCUGAAAUCCUCUGCUUCCUCACACUCUUCUUUACGUCCCUGGCAGCAUGGGUCGCAUUCGCCCUAGACAUCUCGAUCGCCCUCGUCGCUCGCAAGAGGGUCGAGGACUAUACUCGAGACGUCUUUGAUGCCAGGCUCGGGGCGGGCGUGUGGCUUGCUCUCGCCGCUGCUAUCUUGCUUACCCUCGCUAUCUGCGCAGCGGGGUGCGGCUCAUUCGGCCGAUACUCGGAAAAGUACAGGUCGAGCCAUGACGCCUCGCCAGGGAUGACUGUGGUUGGUGAGAAGCCCAAGAGGAGGUUCCCCUGGCAAAGCAAGACGACGUAUCGAGGGACCUACUAG
Molecule: messenger RNA, 744 nt
Organism: Dioszegia hungarica
Lineage: Eukaryota; Fungi; Basidiomycota; Tremellomycetes; Tremellales; Bulleribasidiaceae
Product: SUR7/PalI family-domain-containing protein
Exons: 6
Coding region: 1-744 (247 amino acids)
Cellular component (GO): growing cell tip; cell division site; plasma membrane
Source: RefSeq, a predicted model, not a curated record